GAGAAGUCUGAAUGGGCUUUCCCCGGCGCCGUGUUUCUCUGUUGCAUCCCCAUUCAUAGUGUGAAGUCGCCCUGAAACGUUUGCUGAAGAUGACCUUAGAGGAGAGACGCAAAGAAUACAUAAGGGACUAUGUUCCUCUGAGCACCAUCGUGUCAUGGAAGGAGGAGAUGAGGAGCAAGGGUCAAAAUGAUGAAGAGAACACUCAGGAAACGCCACAAAUGAAGAAAAGUUUCAGUGAAAAGGUUUCUCUCUACAGGGGUGACAUCACAUUGCUAGAGGUGGACGCAAUAGUCAAUGCGGCAAAUGCCAGUCUUCUUGGAGGAGGAGGUGUGGAUGGCUGCAUCCAUAGAGCGGCUGGUCCCUGUUUGUUAGCUGAGUGUCGGACCCUGAAUGGCUGUGAGACUGGACACGCAAAAAUCACAUGCGGCUAUGACCUCCCUGCAAAGUAUGUCAUCCAUACCGUAGGGCCAAUAGCCAGAGGCCACAUUAAUGGUUCCCACAAGGAAGACCUUGCAAAUUGCUAUCAAUCAUCCUUGAAGCUGGUGAAAGAAAAUAAUCUCCGAUCAGUUGCAUUUCCCUGCAUCUCAACAGGCAUUUACGGUUUUCCAAAUGAGCCUGCUGCAGUCAUUGCCCUAGACACGAUUAAGGAAUGGCUGGCCAAGAAUCACCAGGAGGUGGACCGAAUCAUCUUCUGUGUCUUCCUAGAAGUUGACUUCAAGAUCUACAAGAAGAAAAUGAGCGAGUUCUUCCCUGUUGAUGAUAACAAUGAGGGAGCAGCUGACGUUGACAUGAAAGAAGAUGCAGAAGAGCUUGAGCCUAAAGGCCUUUCCCCACCUCACAAGAAGAGCAAAGCAAAGAAACCAGAAAGUUCAAAGGACUCCAGUGAAGAUGAGAGUGGUCCCGAGGAAAAGCCAACUGCGGGAGAAACGGAAGGGCAGAGCCAAGAAGCAGAUGGUGUCAACACGGCCCCUGUGCCCAGUCCUGCUUCAGAAGACAUAGUUGAAGUCCAUCAGGAUGAAGCAGAUUCUGCAAAGGAUGACGAUGCUACAAAAGACAGCGAUGUAGCCAAUCAUGCCAUGUGCGAGCAAGAACUUCCCAAUGGACAAGAGAAUGACUCAACAAAGAGUGAAGUAAAAACUGAGACAGAGUCCCCAAGCUCAUCUAUGGAGACAGAAGAGCUUCCUUCAAACCAAGAAGAUGCCACAAUUGUGGAACAACCAGAAGUGAUUCCCCUGACUGACGAUGACCAAGAAGAGCAGGAAGGUGAAGCGCAAGGCGAGGAUGCAUCUUCUGUGUUUGCAAAAAGCCAAGUUUCCAGCGACACAGAAACCACGACAGGUCCUGAUGUUGAAAUGAACAGCCAGGAUGACAACGUAAAUGAGCCAAGAGCGUGUCAGCAAGAAGAUUUCCAAUAGGGCCACAAGAUGAAGCUGAAGCAAAGGAACAAAGAACUGAAGCUAAAUGACAACCCUCAGCAUCGCAAGGCCUGGCCCUGGGGGACUUGGGAAGAAGAUAGUGUGUGCUGUGGAAGAGGGUGGGGGAGGGGGGAGGCGAGUCCGAAGAAGGAAGGGUCCUUUGCUCUAACACUCCAGCUGCAUUUUGUUUUGUUUACCUACAGAAAAGGAAACAGGAAAAAAUUAAAAAGGAAGAAAGAAAGAGAAAGAAAGAAAAAGGAAUAAGAAAGCAAGCUCCCUCCACUUGUGAGAGGCCCCAUGCUAAGGCAAACUUUCAGGCGCUCCAUCCCUUUCAUUGCUGUCUUUUCUCUUUGCCUCACCCUAGGGUUGGUGAUAGGGAUAAGACUCACCUGUGUCUCCUAGUCCCUGUCUGUUUUCUUGGUUACCUCACAAAGCUGGUCAUAGAGUGAUUUCUCCCGGGGGGGGGGGGGUGAUUGGCAAGCUCUUCAGGCUAAAUUUCAAGAAUCACCAGGCUCAAAAUUGGUAAAAUCUACAAACAGAGGAGGAAGGAUAGAAAAUGGACAGAAGCCUCGGAGAACACCUUGAAGAGGUCUGAAUGAGGGGUUCAAAAUGUUUUAAUCGGGGUUUAAUGAAGAAGGUGGGACCUGGCAGCCACCAGGGUCUUCACCUCCACACCCAGGAUGUCUUGUGCAUUCCCUUUUGAGGCUGAUUAUGAGCACAGCUUCUUUGGUUUAUGAGGUCUUCACGGUGUGCUUCCAUAUAGAGCCCUUCACUGAGAUGUGCUUCUUCAUAUGCAAUGGGAAAGGGUAUUACUAUCAUUAAAACCUAAUAGAUGCACUUGCUCCAUUUUAGGACCCAAACAAACCUAUUAAAUAAUAGUUUCAAUUUCCAAAGUUCCUCAUGAAAUCUCUACUUUUCAUAAAAGAAUAUCCAUGUUGAGCCAAGGUGUGUUAGCCCACAGAGGUUUACACUUGAAGUUAGCAGCCCUAGGAGCCAUUGCUUCCAGUCCUGGCUUACCUGUCUGCUCAUGCCAAGUUCAAGAAUGAUUUGAUGGAUCAUCCACUCAUCCAAAAGGUAGUUAGAACUAUUAACAACUUAAGAAGCCAGUGGAAUAGAGAUAGCUCAAGCAAUGAAGACCAGAGGAGGCCGGGCAUCAUCCCGACUCUCUGUCCCAGAACAUACGGAAGUUCUCCCGCUACCUCCCUGGGUUCCAAAGACAUGGUAGUAUCUUUUGCACAUCACCUGACCUCUACAAUGCUUUAGACUUGGCAUGUUUAUGUUGCUGUUCUUAACAGAAGGGGGAUGGGAAGUGGGAACCGACAAAAUCUAAAGUCAAUAGUGAGAUGAUACCACUUUAUAAAUGUCUCAUCCAGCUCUCUAGUUUUGUCCUUUCCUGUGGAAAACUCACCUUAUCUUCCUAUGACCAGUUUCAGCUGUUCUGAAUUAAUUGCCUCUUCCAGAGAACAGUUUUUGUUUGUUUUUUUUUUUUUUGGUUUUUCGAGACAGGAAGAGAACAUACUUUGUAUAAUAGAAUAAGUAGCAAAUCAUGCAUCUGCAUAUGUUACCUUUUAACAUCUCUAAUUUUCACUAAAGCAAUUCAUCCUAGCAACAAGGCUAUUUCAGCAAUUUCAUGAUGCUACCCCAUGGCCUCUCUUCCUUCUACAGUUUGACAUGAACGCACACACCUCUCCAUUACACACUGUUUUCUAGAACAAUACUUUCUCUAAAUAAUUGAAGAACGGAUGCCAUUCAGAUAGCGAUAGCUUCAGUGUCCUUGCCACCUUCCUAGCUAUUUUACAAGCGCCCAUCAUUUUUAGGACAUGCCUGACAAAAGAACCAAGCUAGGAGGGUGUUUCCCCAGAACUUCCAGGGGAAGUACUGCUGGGACUCCUUAGGGGGCUGUAGUGGAUGGCAGGCUUCUAAAUGGACAAAGGCGAAAAAGGGACAACCAGGACGGAAGGGAUCCAGCCCACCGUUCUCUUUAUUACCAAUGGCAGCCAUUUGAUGCACUCAUAUUGCAUGGGUUAAGAAAUCGAAGGAGAGCACUCUAUGGAAACUGUAGAAAAAAGGAAAGCGCUCUUCGUAUCUAGGAAACAGAGAGGGGGGAGUCCCACUCCUGCAUUUGCUUAGACUUCUUUUUAUGAAUUAGACAUUUUCAUUUUUGCUUUGCCGUAGAUUUUUGGUUGCUCUGUGGCUGAACGAUUGUAUGCUUUAAAAUAAAUAAUGCAGUUAAUUCACACUUCAAUAAUGAAAUAUUAAAAUUUUAGCUCUGGGCCAGCCUGAAGACAUCACAAAAGAGGAAACCCGUUGCCUGCUGGCCCUGGCACUGCACAGGCUGUGCAAUGCAGUCCAUGUGGGAAGUAGACCAAUUCUUCUACACAUGAAUUCCAGAGGGCCGUUUCCAAUCACACUUCAGCCGGGCCAGACGACAUGAAGGGCAGUGGGAGGAUGGGAGGAAAGUAGCCCUGUUGUUAGUCAUGUUUGCACACAGACAGUUGAAGUAGGUCUUCGACAUAAGAGUCCUAAUUAAAAAGGUACUUGCUGCAGGCUAGACAAAGGGGCUUUUCCUCUUGCUGGUAACUAUUCAGAUGAUAGACAAGUCUUCUUUGAUAAAAGCUUACAAAGAAGACAUCCGAAGCCCUGUCUAUGACACCAGGUCACAUAUUAAUCACUGCAGCUAAUUGUAAAUCUUCCUAUGAAACUCUGAAAAGCCUCUUUGUGAAUUAGUCCAGUUCUGCUUGACGCACUUGGUUUGCAAAAGACAUUUCUCUGUAUGUGGUGCAUGUCGGCUGUGCUUUGAACAACAACAAAGUUAGCAGAAUACGCUCAAUAUAUUUUCUCGGGAAAUAGGGUUUUUAUCAUAUGACUCAUUAAGGAUUUGCCUUACCCUGACAUUUGUGAUAUAAAGGAAAAUCAGGAGAAAAGUACUUUUCUUGAACAAGAUAUGUUUUUACUUAACGCGGAUACAUGUAGUCUGUUGCUUGCAAGGAAAAAAACAAACAAACAAACAAACGUCUUCUGGUAAUAAUAGGGUAACAUGUGCCUCUUUUGUUAAGCCAGUCUUGACAUGCUGGACAGCUUCUGAGUCUGUUUGUCUGUUCUCAUCUGUGCCACAAACUAUGAUACUUAAAUGACUGUUGCCUUCAAACUAUAUUUGUUAGAGCAGAGUGCAAAUAAACUUCUUUGAGAGG
Microtus ochrogaster (prairie vole) is the source of this 4606-nucleotide messenger RNA. It is a transcript of the gene Macrod2, whose product is annotated as MACRO domain containing 2. Bases 90 to 1415 code for a protein of 441 amino acids. Lineage: Eukaryota; Metazoa; Chordata; Mammalia; Rodentia; Cricetidae. Gene Ontology annotation, molecular function: ADP-ribosylglutamate-[protein] hydrolase activity. The transcript has 19 exons. Gene Ontology annotation, biological process: DNA damage response; peptidyl-glutamate ADP-deribosylation; purine nucleoside metabolic process. The record is from RefSeq and is a predicted model, not a curated record. Gene Ontology annotation, cellular component: nucleoplasm.